Molecule: messenger RNA, 1074 nt
Organism: Eutrema salsugineum
Lineage: Eukaryota; Viridiplantae; Streptophyta; Magnoliopsida; Brassicales; Brassicaceae
Product: peptide methionine sulfoxide reductase A4, chloroplastic
Exons: 2
Coding region: 9-860 (283 amino acids)
Biological process (GO): cellular response to oxidative stress
Cellular component (GO): cytoplasm
Molecular function (GO): peptide-methionine (S)-S-oxide reductase activity
Source: RefSeq, a predicted model, not a curated record
AUUGCGAGAUGAAGAAAUUUAAGAUAGAAGAAGUAUACGACUCUAGAGUUCCCAUUUUCCCCACGUCACUCUUCUCCAUUUCUAUUUUGAUAAUGCUAGCUCUCGCCGCUUCUCCUCCGGUCAUCUCCGCCGCUUCUCUCUCUAAACCUCUCCAUUCUCUCUCUAAAGCCGCACUUCCUCUAUCUAGAGCCAAACCCAUUUGCCCUUUCCCGAAAACAUCUCGACCCAUCUCCGUCUAUAAACCACCUAUGAACAACCUCUUCAACAGACUCGGAUUCGGGUCUCGUCCCCAACCCGACCCGUCUUCCGCCGCAAUCGCCCAAGGACCCGACGACGAUGUCCCGUCGCCAGGUCAGCAAUUCGCGCAAUUCGGCGCCGGUUGCUUCUGGGGAGUGGAGUUAGCUUACCAGAGGGUUCCUGGAGUGACCAGGACCGAGGUUGGGUAUAGCCAUGGGCUCGUCCAUAAUCCGAGCUACGAGGAUGUCUGUACGGGCACGACAGGGCAUAACGAGGUUGUUAGGGUUCAGUACGAUCCGAAAGAGUGCAGCUUUGAGAACUUGCUCGAUGUCUUUUGGAAGCGCCAUGAUCCGACCACCUUGAAUCGCCAGGGGAAUGAUGUGGGAACACAGUAUCGAUCAGGUAUAUACUACUACACAGACGAGCAAGAGAAGUUAGCUCGUGAAGCUGUGGAGAAACAGGAGAAGAUCUUGAACAAGAAGAUUGUGACAGAGAUACUUCCCGCCAAGAAAUUCUACAGAGCAGAAAAUUACCACCAGCAGUACCUGGCAAAAGGUGGUCGCAUGGGUCUCAGACAAUCAGCUGAGAAAGGUUGCAACGAUCCAAUCCGAUGCUAUGGCUAAGAGAUUAGUCACCCUCUCGAGCACAUGAAAAAGUGAGUUAUCUCAUGAAAAUAUAAUAAUCUGUAGAUCACAUUCGUCUCUUGUCUUAGUCAUGUGGUGUACAAUAUUUAGUUUCGUGGAUUUCAAUCUAUAAUAUUCAGUUUUACAAAAAAUCAUUGUCGUUCUCGUAUGUAAUGGUGGUUUCCAACUAGUAUAUAAAUAACAUUUUAUAUCA